AUGCGGCGCGGUCUCUUGAUCUUCAUCCUCGUCAACCUCCUUAUCCUUUCCUUGCUCGUCCAUAGUGUCUCGACGCUGCUGGCCCUACUAUUCGAAGAUGCCGCCGCCGACGCUAUACACCGUGCGGAGCUGCCCUCGCCAAAUUCUAGCCUGAUCGAGCAUCGCCCCCAAAUUAUUCCUAAGAUCAUUCACCAAACAUACAAGAACGAGACCAUUCCAGAGGUCUGGGCAGAAGCUCAACAAAGUUGCAUUGACUUGCACCCGGAUUAUGAAUAUAUUCUCUGGACCGACGAAAAGUCGCGAAACUUUAUCGCCGCCGAAUACCCCUGGUUCUUGGACACCUUCGACGGCUACAGUUAUCCUAUUCAGCGCGCAGAUUCUAUUCGAUACUUCAUUCUCGCACACUUCGGUGGAACAUACAUUGACCUCGACGAUGGCUGCAACCGUCGCUUAGAUCCUCUUCUAGCUUACCCCGCCUGGGUACGCCGCACCGCACCUACUGGUAUCUCCAAUGACGCUAUGGGUUCCGUACCACAACAUCCAUUCUUCCUCCGUACGAUCGAAGUGCUGCAGAAGUACGAUCGCCAUUGGCUCCUCCCAUACAUCACAGUCAUGUACUCGACCGGACCGCUGUUCCUGUCCGUCAUCUGGAAAGAAUAUAUGCGCGAGGUGCCUAACGAGGCUGGGCGCGUGCGCAUCCUGAUGCAGGAUGAGUACAACAGGUUCUCCUGGAGCUUCUUCACCCACCACCGGGGUAACAGCUGGCAUGGCAAGGAUGCGCGCUUGAUCUUCUGGAUGGGUCAACACUGGUUCUUCCUUACGGUCUGCGGCUUCCUUCUCGCUGGAGUCGUUGGAGUCUGUCUCUGGUGGAGCUAUGGACGUGUCAUGCUCUUAGGAGCUAAGUACCGCUACCGCUAUUCCAAGGUGCCAUCUAUCAUCCCGUCGCGACUCUCUUCGCCAUCACGACUCUCGCGACUCUCAGUCCCCACGAUCCUGCGACGCGUCAGCUUCAAAGAAGAUGAAGAGUCAGGUGGGGUCACAGAGACCUCGUACGAACUCGGACGUCGCGAUGACUAG
Messenger RNA from Penicillium vulpinum, 1077 nucleotides. RefSeq names its product glycosyltransferase family 32 protein. The transcript is spliced from 4 exons. Gene Ontology annotation, biological process: mannosyl-inositol phosphorylceramide biosynthetic process. Gene Ontology annotation, molecular function: mannosyltransferase activity. The coding region runs from base 1 to 1077 and encodes 358 amino acids. Lineage: Eukaryota; Fungi; Ascomycota; Eurotiomycetes; Eurotiales; Aspergillaceae. The record is from RefSeq and is a predicted model, not a curated record.